AUGGUUAAGCAAAAAUACUGCCUUGGAGAAACAGACACAUGCGGUGACCUGUCAUUCUCAGCAACUUUGGGGGAUCAGCGGAGAUUUAGAUAUGAAAGCCGUUGUUGCACAAGUGAUCGAUGUAACAAAGAUGACAUAACACUAUCUCAGGAGCCUGCAAAACCCAAUGGUAUUCAGUGUAUUGCCUACUAUUCGGAGCUAGAUGCGCUUCAUAUCCCAACUUCCCUAACGUGCACAGGAGCGGAGACAAAGUGCAUUACUGUUAUUGGCACAGUAAAGGGAAGCAGUAAUCCCCUUUCCAUCGUGAUGGCUGGAAUGGGCUGUGCGACAGAGAGUGCCUGCAACCUGAAUAUGACUAUUCUCGACAGCAUAGAUGUCCACACCUUCUGCUUGAGUGGUCUCCCUGUAUUUCCACCUGGCUCAUCAGUUCCGGAUAGGCUCUGUGAACAGUGCUGUAGGGGUGUGCUCAACUCCUACACUGUUGUGGGAUGCAGUUCUGGAGAUGGUCCUGUGUUGGGGGCUGUGGCCAUCUUUGAGAGCAAAUUCAGCUGA
Messenger RNA from Cricetulus griseus (Chinese hamster), 552 nucleotides. The record is from RefSeq and is a predicted model, not a curated record. Lineage: Eukaryota; Metazoa; Chordata; Mammalia; Rodentia; Cricetidae.